Molecule: messenger RNA, 1566 nt
Organism: Miscanthus lutarioriparius
Lineage: Eukaryota; Viridiplantae; Streptophyta; Magnoliopsida; Poales; Poaceae
Source: the annotation of a GenBank genome assembly
AUGGGGAUUGUCAAGAUAGCAAGUCUUGAGCCUGCAGCGAAGAGUGGUUACAGUUGUGGAGAUGAGGACCUCACACGAGAGGAUAGACUGCUUCUUCAGAGCUUUCCUGACCCUGAAUCUCUUGGCUCUGAACAGGCAGAGGUCGACUGCGAGCUUGCAGCGUCCAGAGGUCAGAUGUGCAAUAUCCCCUAUGAGCUUUAUGAUCUGGGUGACUUGACAGAGGUUCUUUCUUUGGAGACAUGGAAUUCACUCCUGACGGAAGAUGAUAGACUCCAUCUAGCAGCCUACCUCCCAGACAUGGAGCAACAAGACUUCGUUACAACCAUGAAAGAGCUGUUCAGUGGCGACGCUAUGCAAAGGGAGUUACUGAUGAUGCUUCAAACACGAAGACAUUAUCAUUUUCUCAAGUGGUACCAUGAUGGUAUGGUUGGUAAGUUUGCAUCAAUGAGCAAUCUGCUGAGGAGUUCUGAUACAAGUGCUAGUCUUGGAGAGAAGGUUCCCAUCUCGCGCAACCGGGUCUAUGAGAAGCGUUUCCCAUGUGUUAGUCUUAGCAGUACCACUCCACCAGUUACUAUCAAGGAUGAAAUUGCCACUGUUUCAUCACCAAUGAAACGAGCCAAACUUAGGGAUGGUCCAUUAAGCACUCAUUGUUCAACCAGACAUAAUGAAAUAGCCCAUGUAGCCAAAUCAGCAGAAAUGAACUCGUUGGAAAGUCAAACCUUCCAUUCUCUCAGUGAUCCCAGGCAAAAUUGUAGUAAACUACCAAAAGGUGUGCUGAAAAUAAGGACUGGUUGUGCUUCUGUUAUUGAUGGCAGUGAAGGGACACAUCAUAGACAUGGACUGGUUCGAGCUGAUCAGCCAGGAACACAGAGCUCCAGAUUUUGCACUCCACCUCUUGUUUUUGCACACGAUGUUCAUGGUUUUUCCGAGCAUUCAUCUUCUCACACCAACAGAAUCAAUGGCACAUCUGCUAGUUCACAAUGUACUCCCUUACAAUGGCAGGGUACACUGGAACCUUAUGCACUGAUGGGCAAAAUCCCACUUGGAGUCCAAAUGACAGUUCCAGAGGAGCGCAGUGCAGUUUACCCUUCCAUGAUGUUAAGAGGCUUCUAUCAACCAGCAGCUAACCAUAGUCUAGCAUAUUCCAGUGAAGCAUGUGACAUCAGAGAAUGCGCCCACAUGAAAGACCUUCUGAAGAACUUCGGUGGUCAAAACAUCAUAGUCCAUCAAAGUUCUCCUGAUCCAUAUGCAAGAGUCAGGGAUGGUCAUCAAAUGAAUGGAUACUCCACAAUGCACAGUUUAAGAAAUGCUGAAAGUAUCUCAGAGAUGUUGAGCCUUGGCACAAGGAUAUACCCACCUCAAAACAAUGUCUCAGAGCAGCUGGAAACCAUGCGUAAGCACCAUGAUGGCACGAAGCUGGAGCCACCUCCUGCCAAGCCUGUUACUGAAACCGAUUUGAGACUCGUCAAUUUGCUUACACCUACGCAAGGAGGAAGCCUCACAAGUGAUCAACUAUGGCGGAAGAUACAGUGCCACCAGGUGUGCUGGACGGUAUGGCCAGCAUGA